CCUCAGAUCUUCAGUCCCCAAUCCAUCAAAAUGUCCGACGAGCAGACUUUCAUUGCCAUCAAGCCCGAUGGUGUCCAGCGUGGCCUCGUUGGUCCCAUCAUCUCUCGCUUCGAGAACCGUGGCUUCAAGCUUGUUGCCAUGAAGCUCACCUCCCCCAGCCAGGAGCACCUCGAGAAGCACUACGCCGACCUCGCCGGCAAGGGCUUCUUCAAGGGCCUCAUCUCCUACAUGCUGAGCGGCCCCAUCUGCGCCAUGGUCUGGGAGGGCAAGGACGCCGUCAAGACCGGUCGCGUCAUCUUGGGUGCCACCAACCCCCUGGCCUCCGCUCCCGGCACCAUCCGUGGUGACUACGCCAUCGAUGUCGGCCGCAACGUCUGCCACGGCUCCGACAGCGUCGAGAACGCCAAGAAGGAGAUUGCCCUCUGGUUCUCCCCCUCCGAGGUCCUGCAGUGGAAGUCCACCCAGGCCCAGUGGGUCUACGAGUAA
Penicillium canariense is the source of this 486-nucleotide messenger RNA. RefSeq names its product Nucleoside diphosphate kinase. Gene Ontology annotation, molecular function: nucleoside diphosphate kinase activity. Gene Ontology annotation, biological process: UTP biosynthetic process; GTP biosynthetic process; CTP biosynthetic process. The coding region runs from base 31 to 486 and encodes 151 amino acids. The transcript has 4 exons. Lineage: Eukaryota; Fungi; Ascomycota; Eurotiomycetes; Eurotiales; Aspergillaceae. The record is from RefSeq and is a predicted model, not a curated record.